GAACUUGAUCUUGACCAACAGGACUGGAUUCAUAGGAAAAAACUUUUGACUGAUUCCACUCACAGACAAGCAAAAAGUCUCAUUUGCCAAGCUUGGAUAUCUCAACCUCUCAUCAAACUCCCUUUUUCUUUUUAUUCAUCAUUCUUUCCCUCCAUUCCUGGGAUUGAACCUUGGCAGUCUGCGAGCUCGCCCCCUCCUUCUCACAGAGAGGGCGUAAAGUAAAAGUUGGCCCGGAGAUGCGGUCCCUUUUGCCGUUUACUGUGUAUUGCAUCAGCCUGGUCUCCCUCCAGCAGCUGUUGGCUUUGCCGGCUGGGGAGCGUCCCGACAGAAACAGUUUGGAUCUCCUCAACAAACUUAUCAACCAGAAGGAGGAUAUUUCCAUUUCUGUUGCAAGUCAGACCGGCAGCGUCGCCACGUCUUCAGCACCCAGCCAAACCCAAAAAUGGCUGCCUGGUUUCCUGAGACACCCACCAGCAUCAGGAGAGAGAACUGUCUCUCCUGGCCUGGCGUGGGCACAGCCAGCUAAGUCUUCGCAGAUCAGAGCUCGCCGUCAGGCUCACUCACGAGGGGGACACCACCACCCUCACCAAGCCCAGCUGAUGAGAGUAGGUUGUGUUCUGGGAACCUGCCAAGUCCAGAACCUCAGCCAUCGUCUGUAUCAGCUCAUUGGCCAGAGGGGUAGAGAAGACUCGUCCCCCAUUAACCCUAAGAGUCCCCACAGUUAUGGAUGAGUUAGCCAACACCUCAGAGCACCUACAGCAAGUCUAUCUAAAUUUAUCUCUAUUUAUUUAUCUUGUAUUUUAUUACUUGUAGUCUUUCAAGAGUGACGUAGCCCUCAACUUUCACUCAUCUUAGACUGCUGCCUCUAGUGUUUGUAUCGUUCAGGAUCCUGAUGGACCAAAUCCACUUUUAACCCUCUAAUCUGAAUUCUCCACCAUUGGCCUUCUGAAAGACGUUGACGUCUUUUCGAUUCUCCCUGCUGAAUACUCAAAGGAAACCAAGAGGCCUUGGACUGACAUUUUAAUCCCGUUAAUGGAAGACUCAAGUCUUGUCCUUAACAUCAUCCAACGAACUGUUCCCGUCUGCCAGCUGACCUCCCCAGCGGUGGUUAUCCUGCUGCUCAUUGAUCAAACACUUAAGCCUUUAAUGUGGAUUUUGAGCUGCACUAUAAGCUGGAGCCCUGUCAUAACCAAUGUAUUCCCCAAAAACCUUAAGAAUUACCCAAUGAACCCUUUUACCCCUGGCUUGCAUUCCCUGUUUUCUCAUCUUUUGAGUUAAAAUGCAAUUUAGAAACUAGUGGUGAUAUCCCUGGAAUAGUACACAAGGUUUAAUUUGGACUGGGAAUUCAUUACUCAGAAAGACUUUAUGUUUCAGGAAUGCUGUUUAUAUUAAAAAACCAUCCACAACAGUGACAAACAGGACAGUCAGAGAACAUUCUGAGUCUGGACCUCAUAACAUACAGUCCACGCUGGAAAAGAAGGAAAAUAAAGAGGGUCAGUCUGCAGCGCUUUGGAAGGAAUGCAAACAGAAACUGAGUCCCAUGAAGAUCAGUUUCAGUUUUGUGUUACAGUAGCUGCUUGGCUGACACAGUUGGUGGCAAAGCAAAUCUUGGAGCCAAGGAUCAGUGCUCCAUCACUUCACAGCAUUUUCCCCAUCAGACUGAAAUAUUAGCCUUUUCACGUGAUUCAUAAGUUUCCCCUGCAAGUCAGGACUUUGGGCUGACAGCAGUUUAAUAAACUUUGACCUAAUCUCUUCAGUCAUAUGUUUCGACACAGCGGGGUCAAAGGGAGGGUGUCUGAACCUUCCAUACUCUGCGAUGCUUAAUUAUGUUGCUUGCACAAAUAUGCACACAUGCAGACUUGGCAUUUAAGAGAAAACCAACAAAUAAGGAAGACAAGUUUACAGAGAAUUAAAUGGACACUUAAAUAUUGGUUACUCUUAAAUUACUUAACCUUUAUUGACCAGAAGUCUCGGUGUGCAUUUAUGUGUAAAUCCCUGAUUUCAUUUUCUUUUUACUGCAGGGCUUUGUUACUGAAAAAAAAUGUUUGUGGCACAAUUUUCUGUGGUUCAGAAACUAAACUCUUUUUCCCCUUACGUCACUUUCAUGCCAAGUGGAGGCCAAAAUGAGGCAACCAACAAGUUGACAAAUGUAAAAAUAAGUCAAAUCUGCUAAUAAAAACACGUUUGCCCUUAGAUUUGCUUUUUCCCAUUCAAUAUGCUGUUACAAUGCGGGUUUGAAAUGAGAGACCACAGUGACCAAAAUGUUAGGUUUAACUGUGCCCAUGUUCAAAUGUGAGCACAAAAUAGCACAAAAACACAUACCCCAACAUCUCCUUGUGUUCUGUUUAUGUCCGACUCUGAAAUGGUGGGCGGAUGAUGGACUAAGAAUAACUAAAGUAUAUUUACCAAACAUUUUUGAGGAGCAAUUUAAAUGUGCAUACUUCUACACUUGAGUUGCAAGCCUUAAUUAUAUGUCUGGGUGCCUCAUUGUGUAGUGUUUGAGUGGCUCAUCGUAGGAAUAAGGUCUCUUUUAGAUUUUUGUUUUUAAUUAUAAUUAUUCUGUGUAUUGUUUCUUCACAAGAGAAAAGUUUUUAUUAAUCCUUAAAGAGCAUUAGUUUGAACUCACCAAAUACCUGGUAAUACUUGACAAAUUGAGUGACUUUGUAGUAUGUGACCCACAUAUUGAUGUAUUUUUGUCUUUUUUCCUCAUCUUUUGUCUUUUUUCUGCUUUGUCAAUAAUCAUAGGGUCACAGGGUAAUAAUCAGAAAUUAUUUGUUUUUAAGUCUAAUCUGUUCAAAGGCUUGCUGAGGUGAAUCAUGCCUUUCUCUCUGCUGUAAUGGGGCUGAUCAUUGUCUCGUGACGGAUCAUUAAAGAGCUUUUGAGUUGCUUAAAAGACAAAAAAAACUCUGGUGGAUCUCUCUACUUUUUUGUUAAAUUCAAUAUUUUUCCACAUGAUGCGUGUGUGCAUGCGUUUGCGCUGCUAGCCUAUCAGGACACCUAUCUUCUGUGUUUGAUCUGCGCUCUGAACAAGUGUGCGACAAUUUUUUUUUUCUUGUUUUGUAUGUUGGGACGUCAGACGUUGCAUCACACGGAGUUGUGUGAGCACAACCACCAGUACCUCCCUAAUGAAAAACAUCCGGAGCAUUUCAAGGCUCCCUACGGCAAAGACAAGCAGGGAUGAGUCGUAAAAUGUUUCUGUUAAGGAUCGUGAGGUUUGUCUUCACUGGUUUUACAUUUAAGUCACAUGAUCUCCUUUAGGAUCACAGGACAGCACUUUAAUGCAAGCAUGUUGACAGUUUCUCACCACUUGAAUUUCACUUAUUGUAAUGAACUUGUGAAAACAGGAUGAGGUCCAUCAUGUAAAUGUUGCCUUUGAGAUUGUCUUCGAAUGUCUGGAGAUGUAAUUGCACUCCAUGUGACGUGAGGAUGAACAUUGUGUGCACCUGUCAAUAUAUAUAUAUAUGUAUAUAUAUAUAUAUAUAUA
This is a messenger RNA of Melanotaenia boesemani (Boeseman's rainbowfish), 3484 nucleotides long. RefSeq names its product adrenomedullin 2a (gene adm2a). Bases 237 to 731 code for a protein of 164 amino acids. NCBI's taxonomy places the organism in Eukaryota, Metazoa, Chordata, Actinopteri, Atheriniformes, Melanotaeniidae. Gene Ontology annotation, biological process: regulation of systemic arterial blood pressure; adenylate cyclase-activating G protein-coupled receptor signaling pathway; positive regulation of heart rate. Gene Ontology annotation, cellular component: extracellular region. The transcript has 3 exons. Gene Ontology annotation, molecular function: hormone activity. The record is from RefSeq and is a predicted model, not a curated record.